Molecule: messenger RNA, 2181 nt
Organism: Photinus pyralis (common eastern firefly)
Lineage: Eukaryota; Metazoa; Arthropoda; Insecta; Coleoptera; Lampyridae
Product: facilitated trehalose transporter Tret1-like
Exons: 11
Coding region: 543-1991 (482 amino acids)
Biological process (GO): transmembrane transport
Cellular component (GO): membrane
Molecular function (GO): transmembrane transporter activity
Source: RefSeq, a predicted model, not a curated record
GGCAGCGUUCCUGAAUAUGGAAUAAUAACGCUGUGUACCCGUAUUCGCAAUGGGAAAAUAAAUCAUCUAUUCAGCAAUCUAAUUCUAAUUCAACACAGAUACACGUGAAUUACUUAUGCUGCGAUUUAGUUUUUCUUUUCUUGUUUAUGUUAUGAGACGAAACUUUGACGAGUUUGUAUAAGUAGAUAAUUACAGCAAGUAUGCAUUUUCCAUGUGCGAUGUGUAAAUACUUCGUCAAAUGCACUUACAGGAUCAACCGUCUAUUUGGAUCCCAGGAAUAAUAAAGUGUUAAUUAAUUGAGAUGUUCUCGACUCAGUCGGGGGAGAUCUCAUCACCUUGCGGCUCGACGUAGAGACCACACGCUUCUUUAGGUGAAGUAAUCGGGGUUAGUGUGUCACUCACGCAAAACCAUGCAUCCCCUCGGCACGCUCACACCUUAGGAUUUUGGGAUAGACAGGAAGACUGUGGAGAAGAGUAAGAAGUUUCAGAUACGGCUAUUACGAACAACAGUUUUUAAUAAGUAAAGAAUAUCAGAAGGUAAGAUGAUCUGCAUACCUCCUAUAUUCAAGGCCUACCUUCCACAAAUCUACGCGGCUUCAGUAGCAUCCUCGGUUUACGCGUGCGUCGGUUUAGGAAUUUCUUAUUCUGCAGUGGUCAUCCCACAAGUUAAAAAUGGUACCGCUGCAAUCGAGGCUACGGACACAGAACUGAUGUGGAUAGUUAACAGCAUCAAUGUCGUGAUUCCCGCACUAGCAAUAUUCAGUGGUUUCGCAACCGAUUUUUUUGGUAGAUUGUGGGUUUUAAAAUUUACAGUUCUACCACACGUUGUUGGAUAUGCUACCAUAGCUUUGGCAAAAUCUGUCACCGUUAUCAUCAUUGGAAGGACAAUUUGUGGAGUAGCUCUAGUUUUUCAAAUUGGAUCAACUUUUGUCUAUAUAUCCGAAAUUAGUUCCCCCAGUGUAAGGGGUCCCUUAUUGGGAUUUCCGAUUGUAAGCUUUUCAAUCGGAACAGUGUCAACGUACCUUGGCGGAUAUUUAAUGUCGUGGUCUGUGAUGUCGUGGGUAUUCUGCGCUUAUGGCAUUAUAUGUACCAUCUUAUUGUAUACUUUACCGUUGAGCCCUUCUUGGUUAAUCUCGAAAAAUCGUAUAGACGAAGCUGAGAGGUCAGUGAGGUGGCUAAAUAAAUUUCAAGCGAGCGACCAGGAAUCGAUUGACAAUAUUGUGAAGCUGGAGAUGUUAAAACUGGAGGAAGAAGAAGAAAAUAACAAGAAAAACGUGAUUGAUAAGAACAAAUGGAAAUGUAUUUCUUUGCCAACUGUGUAUAAACCUGCCUUGAUUUUAGCGUUUACGUUGCUCCUGCAACAGUUUUCCGGAGUGAAUACUUUUUUCAUGAAUAUGGUCAGCUUCUUUAACGAAAUUGGAACGGACAUGGAUCCUUAUUUAGGCUCAACGUACAUAUCAACUGGUCGUUUGAUAACAACGCUGAUUAGCGUGUUAAUUAUGAAGAAAUGUGGAAGACGUACUUUGCUCGCAGUUAGCUUCAUUGGAAUGGCCAUUUCAAUGGGAGUUUCUGGGUUAUAUACCAAAUGGAUUCAUGACGGCACCACCGAAAACUCUUACAUUCCUUUAAUAAUGCUGACUCUGUAUUGCAUUUUCACCGUAGGUGCUAUGGCUGUACCAUAUGCAUUGUCGGGCGAAACCUUUCCCUUGCACGUUCGCGGUUUAGCAGCGAAUAUUUGCCAAGGUCUCGUAUAUCUGUUUACAUUUGCUUGCGCUUCCAGUUACCCACACCUACAAGACGCUCUUGGUGGCAUACAUCAUCUUCAGUAUUUCUUCGCCGCAGUUGCGAUACUUGGGGCUGUGUUUACUUAUUUUUUUAUUCCAGAAACGUUAAAUAAGAGAUUAUCGGAAAUUGAGUCGCAUUUUGUGACACGCACUUUUGCUAUAACAAAACCUAGUAUAUGUCAGGGCCAGCCCGCCUCAAAUCAGUAAAAUAGUAUUCUACAAUGAAUGUACCAAAAAUAAAAAGUAAAAUAUACUAUGUCGACGUGGAAUUCGUAAUGAACUUGUUAGCUACUGCGUAAAACUGAUUUUUGAUUAAUAGAUUCAAUUGUUGAACGAAUGUAAGCAAUUUUUUCAGAAGAAUUUACCGAAAUAUGCCUAGGAAAGAAACGUUAUUUCG